AUGCGUCGAUUGUUGUGUUUGUUAUUUGCCGUGACUGCAAAUUGUGCUUCGCAUUGCAACACAGAGCCUUUGUCACUUCCUAUCCGCGAUGUCCAAGUUCUUCCCAAUGUCGAAAAGUCUCUCAUGAAAGGAAUCCCUGCAACUAUCGGUUCACCAAGUCAAAACAUUGUGCUUCUACCUUGGGCAGAGUUGAACAACACUUGGAUCUACGAUGACCAACCCUACUGCGACAAAACAGUUAUAUGGAACGACCGAAUUUGCGAAAUCAGGAGAGGUGGGCUUUACGACGAGGCCGAAUCGAAAUCUUUCACAAAAGCGAGCGACAUUGGAGAUGCACGAGGUUCCACGAGUGAAAUAGCCUUUGAGGGUGCAGAAACUGGAAUAAAGAAACUCGUCUCUACCAGUCUCGCCGGCACCGACAACAUUACAAUAGAGGGAGCACCAGCUGUCGAGGAUCUACCAAUUGGGAUACCACGUCUUAAAUGGGAUGCAGGCUACACAAUGCUCCAUCCGCUUGGUUUGGGCUCAAAUUCAACAUACCUCAACGCCCUCAAAGAGGCUGGCAAAAUCAGUUCAAGGGUCUGGUCAAUAUUUUGGGGGAGGAUGUGGGUAAAGACUCCUAUUGAUGGUUCACUGGUGUUGGGCGGAUAUGAUGAGGAAAAGGUAAUCGGAAAGAAUUAUACAGCACCUCUUGUCUAUGACGAUUAUACAGGCACUGCAGGUUGCUGGACCGGGAUGAAGAUUACCAUAUCCGACAUUAGAGUCAACUUCCGCGAUGGAUCUGACGAAAGCAUCUUUCCGUCCAACACAGCUCUACCAUGUUGCAUUGUCCCUCAGAGACAACUUCUUCUCGAGGCACCUGGUGCAUACGUCUCCAGAUUUGAAGAGGUGACUGGUAGCAAUCAUACCGACACUUCGUAUGGCCUCCACUGGUCAGCCCGUCUAUUCGAUGCCGAUGACGUGUUUGAUGGCGACAUCACUUUCCAUCUUGACUCCGGUCUUCAAGUCAGGGUACCGAAUGAUCAAUACAUUGUCCCUUUCGUCGACAUUGAUAGAAGUGGUGCUCGAGUCACAAAACCAAAAACAAAGGAGCUCUUGAUGAAUGGCGUUGCACACCAACCGGCUACCCUCGGCCGAUACUUUCUUACUGCUGCAUACCUCAUGGUGAAUCACGAUGCAGGAACAUUCACUCUAUGGCAAGGUAAUCCUACUCAAAGAAGCAAGUUGGUAAAGGUAUUCGAUCAAGACACGGCCGAUAAAUGUGGCAAGGACGCCACCGGUAUAGUGCAAGCAACAGUAAGCGCAACUCCAAAAGAAGAAAAGGAGGAAGAAUCAGCAGAUGAACCGGAAUCAUCGUCUUCUCCCUCGGCAGCGAUCAUUGGUGGCGCAGUAGCUGGUGGUGUAGUUGGAGUGGCAGUGAUCUGUCUAGCAGUAUUCUUCAUCCUGAGGCGAAGGAGAAAGGGCAGGGCGGAGACUUCACAUCCGACUGAUGUACAGGUACAUGCUGACAAGGGAGACUCUCAAACAUGGUGCCCUCCUCAAGAGAUGGCAGGAUCUAAACCAAUGCCCGCAGAGAUACAAGGGCAGUCACAUUUUGUUUAUGAGUUGGAUGGUGGUGCGCGCAAAUCCCGAAUAUGA
Fusarium poae is the source of this 1638-nucleotide messenger RNA. RefSeq lists its product as uncharacterized. The record is from RefSeq and is a predicted model, not a curated record. The transcript has 3 exons. Lineage: Eukaryota; Fungi; Ascomycota; Sordariomycetes; Hypocreales; Nectriaceae. The coding region runs from base 1 to 1638 and encodes 545 amino acids.